Messenger RNA from Angiostrongylus costaricensis, 1518 nucleotides. NCBI's taxonomy places the organism in Eukaryota, Metazoa, Nematoda, Chromadorea, Rhabditida, Metastrongylidae. The record is from the annotation of a GenBank genome assembly.
AUGUUGCUAAAAGAAAGUGUUUUCGUAGUGGUAACCGUUUCCUUGUUUGUGCUCCAGGUGUUUGACGUGAUUCCCGAUCGUGAUUUGCGAGAAGCACGGACACGAGCCAAUCCUUAUGAAACCAUCGGAGGAGCCUUUUUUCAAAAUCGAGCCGCGAUGAAAGUUGCUAAUUUGGACAAAGUUUUUGACUUUCUCUUAAGUGGAGAGACGGAGAAAAAUCUUUUAGUAUGUCAAGAACUUUAUGUAAUGUUUCAGAGCAAAAAUCCUCUGGUAUCCGAAAGACCAAAUUUCAACUGUGAUCGAGAGGCUCCUCUGUUUUACUUCGCAGAUGUGUGCGCUGGUCCUGGUGGAUUUUCAGAGUACAUAUUAUGGCGGAAAGCUUUCUAUAAUGCUAAGGGAUUUGGUUUCACACUUAAAGGAAAGGAUGACUUUAAACUUGGGAAAUUUACGGCUUCUUCUGCGCAUUAUUUUGAACCUUAUUAUGGCGAGCACGGUGAUGGUGACGUUAUGAAUCCAGUCAACAUAAAUUCUCUUGAAAAAUUUAUCAUGAAAGGGACCAACGAUGUUGGGGUAGAUUUGAUGAUGGCCGACGGCGGUUUCAGCGUGGAAGGAAGUGAGAAUAUACAGGAGAUCCUUUCCAAACGUCUUUAUUUGUGUCAAUUGCUGGUUUCGCUUUGUAUUGUCCGUGAGAAUGGCACUUUUUUCUGCAAACUUUUCGACAUAUUCACUCCAUUCAGUGCUGGGCUGGUAUAUUUGAUGCAUGUUGCAUAUAAUCAGGUGUCACUGCAUAAACCUCACACUAGCCGACCAGCCAACUCCGAGAGGUAUAUCAUUUGUAAAGGUCUUCGUAAAAACUACUCCGAUGCCAUACGUGACUAUCUCAAACGGUUGGUGCUAGUGUACUUAAUUGAUCAUAUAUUCUUGUUUAGAAUAGCUGUUCGUCAGUCAACAUAUCUCCGGAAGUACUUGACCUACGCCAAAAAUAAUUCUUUAAUAGAUAAAGACCAAGGCACUCUUCGUGAUGACUGUCUCAAAUAUUGGUUAGUUCCAAAUAAAACAUUGAAUAGAGGUGCGGAACGUUAUCAAAUUGAUCCGGAGCAGUACUUUGGAAGGUUUACUAGGAAGGUUUGGCACCUACAUACAAUUUUUUAUGUUGUUGUACUGCGUGCACUACAUUUCUCUGAUUUAAUGAGGAUUCCAGAUAGAACUGUGUUAUUGGUGGACAAACAUCUGGAAACAGUGGCAGUUGAUGGCCUUAUUCGUAUAUUGGAUGCAGCUGUCAUCAAUGGAGAUGAUGUGUCUGGUCUUUUGUAUUCCAAGCGCAUGGCAGCGGCCCAAAAGUUUUGUAAAGCACUACAAUUGGUUAGCCAUUCAAAGAAGUUCCUUGCAUUUACAAUGACUCCAACUUGUUUAGAAUCGUGGAAGAUGGGAUGGUCAUGUAGCAAGUUGCGGAAUUACGCCUUCUCUCCUUCUCAACCCACUCUGGGAAGCUUUUUCGAACAACAAUGGGAGGAGUAA